CUUAAUUCAAAUGUCAUAAGAUCAAUUGAUUCUAGAUGAUAUUUCAGUAAUUCAAAUUCUAUAAAUUAGGACAUCAUGAGAAGCACAAGAAUAAUUGAUAGAUAUUUGGUCAAGGCUUUACAUUGCAUCAUUAAUGAUUACCAAUAAAAUAUGGACAUAAAUGCAUUAUUAGAUAACCUUAAUAAUACUAAGCACUUGGUUUGUAACAAGUAUUGUUUGUUAGAAUCUAAGUCUAAUCUACUUAGAUACAUAGUUAACACUGAAAAUUACAAUGUAAUAUUUUAUUGUUUAAAAUAUUAAAGAAUAACUUAAAAAUCAUAACCUUCUUGAAUUCUCUUAUUUAAUAAUAAGAAUUGAAGUCCAUUUCCUAAUUAAAAUAAGCACAUAAACCUAAUUGUAUACUUAUAUAACCCAAAAAGACCAAAAAUGUUCAAAAUAACAAGUCUCCAAAAAAAUGCUUCGAUAUUAAACCUAAAUAUUUUCACUCCAAAUCUUAGACCUGGAUUUUUAAUUCUAAAUAGUACAUUUCAAAAAUAUUAACAAUAAAAGUAACUCAAUAAUUUCAGCUAGGACAGAGAAUUAUCAAAAUUACAAAAAUUGCAAACCCAAAAUGAUGAUUACUCUAGAUAUCGUUCAUGGUCUAUUCAGCAACAAGAAUUACAGUAAGAAAAUAAAUUGAGAUUCAAUUAUCAGCAGAGAUCAAGUAGAGAAUUAAGAUAUUCUAUAACUACUUCUACAUCUCCAAAAUAAAACAGUUAAAUUCUACCUUAAACUAAUUAGGAACAAGGCUAUUCUAUACAAAUAUAAAGGUUAAAAAACGAAAUCUCACAGUUAGAAUCAAAAUUAAAACCUUAUAAUUGA
This is a messenger RNA of Paramecium octaurelia, 861 nucleotides long. Lineage: Eukaryota; Ciliophora; Oligohymenophorea; Peniculida; Parameciidae. The record is from the annotation of a GenBank genome assembly.